CGUCGUGUUCGGACCAUGGAUUCGGACGAGAGGAAACGUGGCGAGCCACAUGGGCGCCAGCAAGACGAUGGGGGCAAGGCUGCUCUUCUUCCUUCCCCUGCACUUGCACGUCGCCUCGGUCCUCGUGUGGGCCACAACGUUGGCGGUCCAGAUGUACGUGAGGAGCGGCACCGACCUCGUCACGACUACCGGCGCGAUGAAUAUCGGCGCGCUGACGACUACCGGCGCGCUGACGACUACCGGCACUAUCGGCACCCUGAAGACCGACGCUAUGACCGCGGAGACCGGCAUGAGGACCGGAGACGCGAGCCACUGCGACGCCAGCGCGAGGACUCCUUGGCUUCCGACCAGCCGCGCAAGCGCGGCAAGUACUACGGCAAUGCCGACGAGGAGGUUGUGAAGCACAUCGACCAAGUUCGGGAGCGGUGGCAGCCAAAGUUUGAUGACGUCGCGUCAAAUCCACACAUCCUGCAGGUCAAGCUGAACCCAAAAGCCCGCUACGUGUCGCACACGGACCUCCCAUUCGUUCGCACCCUCACGGACGAAUCCCCACGCAUGCCGUAUCGUCGGCGUCGACAUGAAACCAAGACAGUGAUCCACUGGGGACAGCGGAAGUUGCUGCUGAGCGAGGUUGAAUUCCUGGUCCGCUUUGGCCACCUUUCAAAGAAAGUCGUGUACGCCGGCGCAGCGCCCGGGACACACAUUGUGCAGCUGGCUCGCAUGUUCCCUGACCACCGGUUUGUGUGUGUUGACCCGUCGCCAUUUAAUGACUCGCUCAAGGCGUGCAAGCAACUCCUUCUGCGCCAGGAGCCGUUCACGGACGACCUGGCGCACGAAUUCGAGGGCGAAAACGUCCUCUUCAUCUCCGACAUCCGCUCCGUGGACCCAGACCUCGUCACAGACAAGGAGACAGACAAGGCCGUGGGUGGGGAUCAGGCUGCGCAGAUGCGCUGGCACGACAUCAUGCGCCCUGUUGCCAGCAUGCUCAAGUUCCGCCUGUCCUGGAAACCGGGCAAGACGGAGUACCUCGAUGGCGACAUCUACCUGCCCGUGUGGGGUCCCAUCACCACCACGGAGGCGCGUCUCAUGGUCACCGGCCACGACCGCCGCAUCUACGACAACCAGCAGUAUGAGGAGCAGAUGUUCUACUUCAACACGACGGCGCGCGUCAGCCGGUACGACCACGGCGUGAGGACAGAGGGCAUCGACUACUGCUACGACUGCAAGGCCGAGAUUGAGAUCCUUCGCGAGUACUUGAUCAAGGUGUGUGGCGCUUCGCCAGAUGACCCCGGCCUCGAUGCCCGCAUUGGCACCAUGACACACGAUAUCUCGCGCGGUAUUGGGGGACGAACGCUCCGCGACGCCAACGCGGACCCCGGCCAGCGCAAACAGUCCAUCAUCAAGAAGCAGUGGAUUGACGGCCGCCCAGCGUACAUGGAGCGCCCAAAGCACGAGCCGCAAUACUCAGGGGCUGCGCAACGCAUGAUGGAGCGUCAAGGCUAUGUCGAAGGUGCUGGUCUUGGUGCACAGGGCCAGGGCAUCCGCGCCCCAAUUGCACCGGAGGCGCAGCAGGGCACCCGCGGUCUUGGCUUCACCGCCCGCGGCUUCAGCUUUGCGUCGGAUGAGAAGAAGAAGAGCGGCACCUCGCAGCCGUUUGUGUUCAAGGCAGGCCCUCCCCUCUUGCCAAACCCAACAGGCAGCAGCAGCAGCAGCGCCAGUGCUGGCGGUCGUGGCACUAACAAGGACACUGGCCAAAGCGUGACCCCUUUCACGAGCAGCAAGGUCGGCGACCUUGGUCGUGCAGAUGCACAGUCAUCGGCAUCAUCAGCAAAGUGCGGUGAUGCAAAGGAGGAAGCCGCCACUGCCGCUGCCACCGGUGAUGCCGAUGGUGGUGGCAACCAGAAGAGCGGCCAGUCCGAGGUGGAAGGCGAUGAGCCAUCGGCUUCAGCUCCAGCUUCCAAGGACGCAGGCGCGGCGUGUGACGACGAGCCUGCAGAGAAGGCGCACGACGCUGCAACGCCUCAAGCCACUGCCUCGCCUCACGAUUCAGGGGCGCCGUCCAAGGAAGGCGAUACGCUGUGACUUGCCAUUGUUCCUUGUCACCGCUCCUCUUAGUGCUUGCCUGAAAGAUAUUUACUUUGCCUGCCUGAACUCUUUGAUUGCUCUCGAUGGCGUGGCAGCUGCUGUCGUUGUAAACGUUCCUGCAUACAGUACCUGGCCCGUGCUCUCGUGUGUUGUUGCCGUACCGACC
Messenger RNA from Salpingoeca rosetta, 2251 nucleotides. RefSeq lists its product as uncharacterized. Bases 16 to 2082 code for a protein of 688 amino acids. The record is from RefSeq and is a predicted model, not a curated record. Gene Ontology annotation, biological process: 7-methylguanosine mRNA capping. NCBI's taxonomy places the organism in Eukaryota, Choanoflagellata, Craspedida, Salpingoecidae. Gene Ontology annotation, molecular function: nucleic acid binding; methyltransferase cap1 activity. The transcript has 13 exons.